Messenger RNA from Anolis carolinensis (green anole), 5706 nucleotides. RefSeq names its product CCR4-NOT transcription complex subunit 6 (gene cnot6). Bases 272 to 1945 code for a protein of 557 amino acids. The transcript is spliced from 13 exons. Gene Ontology annotation, cellular component: cytoplasm; CCR4-NOT complex; nucleus. Gene Ontology annotation, biological process: nuclear-transcribed mRNA poly(A) tail shortening. The record is from RefSeq and is a predicted model, not a curated record. Gene Ontology annotation, molecular function: protein binding; poly(A)-specific ribonuclease activity. NCBI's taxonomy places the organism in Eukaryota, Metazoa, Chordata, Lepidosauria, Squamata, Anolidae.
GUUUGCUUCCCAUGAGCGGGAGGAGGAAGAGGAAGAGGAGGAGGCGGCGGUGGGGGGAGCCUGUUCUCCCGUCCGGCCCGCGGCAGGAAACAAAGAGCCAGGAAGGCAGCGGCGACGAGACGGGGAUGCGGCAGCCACAGCUCUCCUAGUGGUCAGCCAUAUGUGGUUUCCAAUGUGGAUUUGACUGGGAGUACUGCAAAUCUGAUGGCAGGGAGUGAAAAAUCUACAGCAGCGUGAAAUUUUCUUAUUUUCCUGGCACACUGUUACUGGAAUGCCCAAAGAGAAGUACGAUCCACCUGAUCCACGGAGGAUGUACACAAUUAUGUCCUCAGAGGAAGCAGCCAAUGGCAAAAAAUCGCACUGGGCAGAGUUGGAAAUCAGUGGGAAAGUAAGAAGUCUAAGUUCAUCCUUGUGGUCACUGACACAUUUAACAGCUUUGCAUCUCAGUGACAACUCCUUAUCCCGUAUUCCUUCAGACAUUGCCAAACUUCACAAUCUGGUAUAUUUGGACCUCUCAUCUAAUAAAAUCCGUAGUUUACCAGCAGAACUCGGAAACAUGGUGUCACUCAGGGAACUUCAUUUAAAUAACAACCUGUUACGAGUUCUACCAUUUGAGCUGGGAAAACUAUUUCAGUUACAGACUUUGGGUUUGAAAGGAAACCCACUUACACAGGAUAUUUUGAAUCUCUAUCAGGAACCAGAUGGAACAAGAAGGCUACUGAGUUACUUGCUUGAUAACCUGGCAGGUACUGCAAAAAGAAUUUCAACUGAACAGCCACCUCCAAGAUCUUGGAUUAUGUUGCAAGAACCAGAUAGAACAAGACCAACAGCUCUGUUUUCUGUAAUGUGUUACAAUGUCCUCUGUGAUAAAUAUGCUACUCGGCAGCUAUAUGGCUAUUGCCCAUCAUGGGCCUUGAACUGGGAAUACAGGAAAAAGGCUAUUAUGCAGGAAAUCAUGACCUGGAAUGCUGACAUUAUAAGUCUUCAGGAGGUUGAGACUGAGCAGUACUACAGUUUUUUCCUAGCAGAAUUGAAAGAACGUGGGUACAAUGGAUUCUUUAGUCCCAAAUCUAGAGCUAGGACAAUGUCUGAACAAGAAAGAAAGCAUGUUGAUGGUUGUGCAAUAUUUUUCAAGACAGAAAAGUUCAGCUUAGUUCAAAAGCACACUGUUGAGUUUAAUCAACUGGCUAUGGCAAACUCAGAAGGUUCUGAAGCAAUGCUGAACCGAGUGAUGACAAAAGAUAAUAUUGGUGUUGCUGUGUUAUUAGAACUACGAAAGGAAUUAAUAGAAAUAUCAUCUGUCAAGUCACACCCUACAAUGGACAAACAGCUAAUCCUUGUAGCAAAUGCACAUAUGCACUGGGACCCAGAGUAUUCAGAUGUGAAGCUGGUUCAAACCAUGAUGUUCCUUUCUGAGGUGAAAAACAUAAUUGACAAAGCCUCUCGGACUCUUAAGGCCGGUACUUCAGGAGAACAUGCAGCCAUUCCACUUGUACUAUGUGCAGAUCUGAAUUCUCUGCCAGAUUCUGGUGUAGUUGAAUAUUUGAGCACUGGUGGAGUGGAAACAAACCAUAAAGAUUUUAAGGAACUGAGAUAUAAUGAAAGUCUUACUAACUUCAGUUGUAAUGGGAAAAAUGGAACUACUAAUGGAAGGAUUACUCAUGGUUUCAAACUGAAGAGUGCCUAUGAGAAUGGCCUAAUGCCUUAUACCAAUUAUACAUUUGAUUUCAAGGGUAUUAUUGACUACAUCUUCUACUCCAAACCUCAACUGAAUAUUAUUGGCAUCCUGGGACCUUUGGAUCAUCAUUGGCUAAUAGAGAACAAUAUAAGUGGCUGUCCACACCCCCUCAUACCUUCUGACCACUUCUCACUUUUUGCACAACUGGAGCUGGUGCUGCCUUUCCUGCCCCCAGUAAAUGGAAUCCAUUUGCCUAGCAGGAGGUAGUCAAGUACAUUUUAGAGGGCAACCUCGAUUUGAUUUGUAAAAUUGUAAAAUCUGAAUAUAGAGGAGUGAGGUAUGGCCAACAGGGAUCUUUCUUAAUGAUCUUAAUUUUAAAUCUAAUUAUUUGAUAAAGAAAUAGUAAAAGCCAGGUGCUAUCAGACACACAAUUCUGAGCCCAACAUACUUUAUAUAUAUAUAUAUACUGUUAGACAGGGAUUGGUGCAUUUGCACCUUUCUAGGAUUUGUUACAAUUAAUCUGUUUGUUCUAUCCAAUGUAAUAUUUCAUGCCUUGAAAAUAGGGAAUUACUAUAAUAAAUUCUCUUUUGCACAGACACCUGUAGCACUACUUUUUUGAGGCCAGUAGUAAAACAUCAAAAGACCAUUCUUCCAUACUUCACUCCCUUCUUUUUCAGACUUGUUUGUUUGUAAAAUAUAGAAUUUGAAUUUAGCCUUUAUUGAUUGUAUAUGAACAACAGGAAACCUGAUUUAUGAGAUUUUGUACUUUAAAAAAAUCAGAUUUGGAAAAUGAUUGUAUUGUAAACUAAGGCUAAAUUUUUAUCUGUUUCAUGUGUUAUAAAGGCCAGCUUGUAAAAGAAGUUGCACCAGGCUUUCUCUGCCAAUGAUUUGCACUGUUAGGGUUUUAGCCCUUAUGUACUACUUCAUUUUUUAAAAAUUGAGAACAUUGCAAAACAUAGCAAUUUUUUUCAAGCUAGUUUAACAUACACACAUUUUGUUCUUUCUGUUCCCUGCUUAAAUCAGCAACUUAAACUUUUUUUCAUAAUGGAUAAGCUAAGCAAUGACUGAUUUAGGCUUCUAUUGAGAUAUUCAAUCUAAUAUUCUUCUGCAGAACGUAGUGUACAGCCUUUUAGUUUCUGCCUGAAGCCGCCCAUCUCCUCUCUCCACUGUGCCUGCUUCAUUUUGUUCUCAAUUAGCACUGCCUGUGCAUGCAGAGAGAACCUGUGCAUCCUCUUUUAAUUUUUUAAAAAUAAUGUUAACAUUUUGUGAAAAUUUUAUGAAGAUACUUUUGUAUAAGCUGUGGCAUCUAUUUUUUUCCUUUGUGAAGCAUUGAAUAUCACUUUUUGAACAUGUUCAGAUUGUGGGUACACCAGUUCUACGCUUCUGACACCCAUGCACUGCUUCUUUUAGUGUCCUUGCACAAUGCUGUGUGUGUUUGUUUCUCUUCCUCUCCUCCUCUCCCUUCCCCAUCACCGACUGAAUAUUAUCAUGUGAAUUCCUUUUCAGUGUAAACAUAUUCCUCAGUCAUUCCUCAGUCAUCAUUCCCUGGAGAUAAAGUGUACCCUCUUCUGUUUUAUGAAGCAGUAUAACUAGAGAUGUGUUUUUCAAUACAGGUUCCUUAGACAACACUUCAGAUCAAUUGUUAAAGUGACCAAGUCCUGUUCUAUAAAGUGUCAACUAAAUGAAGGUUGCAGUGUACCCCUAUAGUGCCAUUUGGUGUCUGAAAGCCAAGUCAUUUUCUCUCUCACACACACACACACACAUACACAGUUGUAUGUAUGUGUAUGUAUGUAUGAGAAAAAGAUAAAGCCUGAAAGGGAAAGUCAAUCAAAUCCUUAGAAACCUUAAUUUCAGAAAUAAAUCUUUCAUAUUUUGAGAGGGAACUUGGUCAAAAUGUUUUUGUUUCACCUGCGGGCAGAGAAACAAAAGCUCACUCUUGAAUUGAAAAAUUCUGAAGGGAUAAUGAAUUUUUUUAAAGAAAUAAAUAAAAUGGGUCUUAAUAAUAAUGACUUAAAAUUUUAUAAAAAGGAAAACUGUCAGCAUUUACAAGUGCUCAACCAUUUUGUUUUAAAGAGAACAAUAAACCUGCAAUGAGCUUUUUAAAAAUUCAGUAGGAAAAGUCUAGAUCUUGAAUCCUUGUCUAGGACCUGGUUUAUUAUUAACUUGAUUUUUUUUAGUUGUCCAAAACCAAACAUGUCCAGUUUAUAAUCAGUACAUCGGAAUGCUGGUAAUAAUUGAUGUAGUAGAUUCAAUGAGUAGUGUUGCUUUUUCUGUUCUUGUUUUUUGGGUUUGGGGGUUAUUUUGUAAAAGUGUGAAUAAAAGGUGUUUUACUCAUGUUUCCUUAACGAUGUGUUGGUAAUGUGCAUCAUGACAAUUUUCAGAGGCAAUGAAGCCAAUUUAGCGUGUCAUUUUCAGCAAUCUAUUUUGUUUCCUGAUUAUCUGGAUUAUUUAAUAGUAUGUCCAGAAAGCUUUAUGGAAGGGAAGCACUUAUUUGUUUAAUAUUUCUUAGAAGGAGUUAUUUUUUUUUUCUUUUUAAGCUGGAGCUUGAGUGCACUUGGUAUAUUCUAAAGGUUUAAGCUUUACACAUGCAUUUCCACCUUUAUUUUUCAAUCUUAAGUAUAUCUAUAUCUAUAUGAAUUUAUGGCAGCACAUUCAAAGGUUAAAAGCCUGCUCAUGUGCUCAAGGACUCUGUGUUGCUUUGGACAUGUUUCCAAACUGUGGGCAGCUCAAAUUACUUUUCCAUUUGGGAGAAUGCAAUUCUUGAAGAGAACUCAGAAAAAGCUGAUAUAUUCUCUUUUACAUCAAUGGACCAACGGUCAGAUCCUACAGCAGUGAACUGAAGCUCACUCUAAGGAAAUAUUGUGCAUCUUUGCAGAAUGGUAUAAGUUGCACCAAAUGUGUCUGGCAGUCAAUAUCAGAAAAGUACUACUUUUUAGACAGUUUCCUGCAUUAAAUUCAGAUAUUUCAUAAAUGAAUGCAAUAAACUAUCUGUCUUCACAAAAUGCUCAUUUACAAUAACCUAAACACUUUGGAUGUUGCCAUACUAUAUGUUCAGUGUUUCUUAUUAAUGUAAUCACAUAUAUUUAAAAAAAGAGCAUAAAGCAUUGCUGGGCAUGAAGCUCCCUCUCCCUGUCCCCCAAUUUAAUCAAAACUAGGUAUCUAGGUAUGAUCACAUAUUGAAAAACAUUGUAACUACAGCCUGCAUAUUUCUGGUUCAUAAUUCUUGAAAUGUUAGAGAUACUGGCAUUUUUUAAGAUCACAAAGAAACACCUCGAGGAAAUGUGUGUAAUUAUUUUGUCCCCUUCUAUUUUUGGGUUUAAAACAAAUUUUCAACUGUAAAUUCAGGAUAGACUUGAACCCACUGAUGUAAACCUAUGGCAAAAUCUUAUGAAUUCUACUGUGAAUGAAAUAUAUAAAUUCAAGUGUCAAGUUCUCACUUCAUCAAUGGGACAAAAAACAAGACAAAAUAAUUGCACAGCCAUUUUCAACAGAAGAUAAUCACAUGGAAAUUUUGCAAGUCAAAUUUACUGCUUAUAUAGUGAGUCUGUCCCCGCCCCUCCCCUCAUCCAGCCUGACACAGUAUUUUAGUAUAUGUUAACUCCUGCUAUACUUUUUGGUUGUGUAAGCUUUUUUAAAAUGUAGGUAUCUUGGUAUGUUUAAGUAGUGUCUAAAAUUUAGAUUACCUAGUCUCUAUUCACAGUACUUCUGUAUAACGUGUAAUGCACUGGACUAACUCUUGUUUACCAUACGUGUAACAAAAAACAAAACAAAACCAGCACAUCAUCUGCACUAAGCUCAAAGAAUGUUGCAUUUGUCUAUAGGCAGCUCUUCAAUAUGAUAAAUGGAAAAUUGAAUAUGGUCUGAUGGUAAACAAGGGCUUUUACUGUUCUCUUCAGUGGAACUUUCUUCUUGGUCAAAUUUUAACUAGCUAGUAUUAUAUUUAUAUACAGGGUUGUCUUUUUUUUUCUUUACCAAUGUAUUUUCCUACUCAUAGCUGACCAAUAAAUUCAAUAUCUGUUUCAAAUCUC